Messenger RNA from Colias croceus (clouded yellow), 2377 nucleotides. RefSeq lists its product as uncharacterized. NCBI's taxonomy places the organism in Eukaryota, Metazoa, Arthropoda, Insecta, Lepidoptera, Pieridae. The record is from RefSeq and is a predicted model, not a curated record. The transcript has 7 exons. Bases 423 to 1940 code for a protein of 505 amino acids.
GUUAAUGAACUGAAUGAAGCUCAUGUAGAGUUAAUUCAGAUAGAGAAAAAUAAAAUAAAAUGAUGAUUUUAAAAGUUUAAUUUCAUUCAUAAUACCAUUACGGUAAUGAUGUAAAUGAAGCAAUUUGAAGAAAACUCGCUGCGAACUGUGGUGUAAACUGUAAAGUGUAAACUAAACGAGGAUUCAUAUUCAGUAGAUCGUAGAGCGCGCGUUGUAGAGCACGCGCGUUGUCUACUGGCUGCCAAAGCAGUGUAAUACGCGCGGGAAAAAUGACAUUUAAAAUUAUUAAAAAGUGCGCCUGAUUUUUUUAUUAUUAUUUUUUGAACGUAGCAAUAGUUGUGGAAUGUAUACAAAUAAAGUAUAAUAAGUACCAAGUUGGCAGUGGAUUUUUUUUAUUUUAAAACACCAGUGAGCGCGCCGAAAUGUGGCGUGCGUUGCUAUUCUGCCUGGCGUUCCACCUUGGGUACGGGAAACCCAACCGCGUGGUGGACGUCACUACAUCAUGUGACAAGAGCUCCAUCAGCGUCCACGUUACUAUGGAUCAACCUUUCAAGGGUCUCAUAUUUAGCAAAGACUUCUCUAGAGAAUGUCGGGUGCAAGGGCAAAGGCAGAAAACAGUGUCUAUCAAUCUACCAUCAAACGCAUGUGGAGUGAGGACUUCCACAUUGAAUACCACAGUAAAAGAACCAGACGACAGAGAAGAUUUAUAUUACAAUGUAGAACUAGUUGUGCAGAUGGACAGACAGUUACAACAAUCCACUGAUCAAGAAAUUAUCGUGAGAUGUAAGUUACAGCCGCGUGCAGUGCGAAUUACCAGUUCGGCAUUAGAAGGCGUCAUAAAAUCUAAAUUACGCGAAAUGACUGCUUCUGAUGGGAAGAAAGCAAGAACUGGCCGCAACCGCCAAGGUUGGGAGAAUCCCAUAGAGGUAGAACAAAGGGAAUGGCUGCUGGAAUCAGCUCGAGCGUGGAUGGAGUUAGCUCCGACUGUAGCAGGCUCUGAACCAGCCACUGUUGAAGUUGGCCAGCCUACUAGACUGCUCAUACAAUGCACUUUACCGGUUGGUGUCGGUCUUCGGAUAACCAAUUGCGUGGCCCACGACGGCUUAGGAGAAGCGUCACAGAAACUUCUAGAUGAAGCAGGUUGUCCCAUAGACGAGACCAUCUUCAACAAGCCAUCUAUACACAAACAUAAUCACCAUAGCGCUGAAAUGGACUUUAGCGAUCUUGAACCAGCAGACACACAAAGAAACAUGGAACAGAACAAAAACCUAAAAAUGGCCAAGACCGAUCCAGAGCACGUGUUGAAAAAUUUCAUGACGUAUCAACACGCAGUGACUACAUUUGCGGCUUUCAAAUUUCCGGAUCGAGCCAAAUUACACUUAUCUUGUGGGAUAGAACUGUGCAAAGGACCAUGCCCUAAUAUCGAUUGUAAGGCACUGCAGAAACCGCAACGUACGAAAGAAGGUUUAGUGAGAAAAGCAAGGUUGGACAAGGAGGCCAAAGGAUUGGUUAUAGAUAGACUGGAAGUGUAUAACAGUAUAGAGGUUCUGGCACCAAAUAUUGAAUUGGAAGAUGAAGCUUCUAUACGAGGUUCAAGGAGACUUGAAAGCGAUGAAGAGUUAGUCCGAAAAUUCUCCCCAGGUGAUAAAACAAUAUGCCUAUCGCCUGGAAAGUUGGCUCUUGCGUUUUGUUUAUUAGGCAUAAUAUUUCUAUGCGCAAUAGCAAUAGCCUUUGCGUCCUUGGUGCGAGCGAGACGGCGCACUGGCCGCGAACCUCCUCAUACUUCCCUCUCGUUCUACACAGGCAGCAAGAGCUUAUUUUCCUCUAGCGAAAGUUCGAGCUCUGGUCUUAGUGGGAGUAAAUUACUUCUAACAGACAGUCCUUACAUGGAUCAUCACUCAUCAUCAAGCAACAAUUGGCCAUAUCCUCGACCGUUUUAGUCGAAUUUAACUCCUAAGCUGCGUCUACGCUAGGAGAGCCGAGCACGAGCGGAGCGAAGCCGAGAACGGCUGCGCUUGUGCUUCGUUGGUGCUCGGUUCGUCUAGCGUAGACCCGCCUCUAGAAAUUUCCUCCUAUGGUGGGAUGAAUUUUUAUAUAAUUUUGCAUAACGCGAAUAGACGCGAAUUAUGUAAAUUUUGUAGGAAAAGCAUAUCAUUAUUAAAAUAUUAUAUAAUUUAUAAGCCAUAUAUAUGGCUACCUGAGUGCUUUAGUUAUAAUCAUGUUACAAUGUAAAAUCAGUAUAAUUUUUACACAAAUGAACUUUGUAAAUGCAAAUCAAGAGGCUUGAAGCUUGAUAAAAUAAACAAGUUUAAAUUAAUUUUAAAAUGUAUUAGUUAUACAAACAAUACAAGACUGUUCUUAUGAUUUAUUUAUUUGU